AUGGCCGUCUCCAACUCCAAGACUCUUUUACCUCUGUUUCUUGUUUCUCUUUUGCUGUUACCUCACUUUGCUCAGUCGUCUGAUCCAAUGGUGAUCAAGAACACGGCAGAAGAACAUUCCAUGACCGAUGAGGAAAUCGAUUGUGACGAAGCUUGUGGGGAGAGAUGCAAGUUAUCGUCGAGGCCCAACCUUUGCAAGAGAGCAUGUGGUACGUGCUGCGAUCGGUGCCAUUGUGUCCCUCCGGGAACCUCCGGCAACUAUGACGUGUGCCCGUGCUACCGUGACAUGACCACCCACGGCGGCAGACACAAAUGCCCUUAG
This is a messenger RNA of Hibiscus syriacus, 321 nucleotides long. Its product is annotated as gibberellin-regulated protein 11-like. Lineage: Eukaryota; Viridiplantae; Streptophyta; Magnoliopsida; Malvales; Malvaceae. The record is from RefSeq and is a predicted model, not a curated record. Bases 1 to 321 code for a protein of 106 amino acids. The transcript is spliced from 3 exons.